AGGUUGUUGGAGCCGCCAUGCCAAAGUCAUUAAGUCGGCACUUGGGAGCAACCUCCCUCACUUCCAAACACACCCAUUUCUUUCAGAAAUUGAUAUGUCACGAAGGCAAGGUGUCCAUAAAUCAGUCAAACUCAUGCUGCUCGGACCCACAAGCCAAACAAGGAGUGUGGACAGCUGCGAGUGGACAGGUGUGCACAUCCUCACCUGCGGGCUAAAGAGAUCCAGUCUUGACGUUAGUCCACAUCUCAACUGAGAAGGACGGGAACCACAAAAAGAAAGCCCAGGCAGAGCCGACAAGAGGCCUCAGCAUUUGGAAACUGUACCGAACCCAACACUGACGAGUGUUAAACAAACAUGAGCAUGGGGAGUCCAGGCUGUGAACACACUGGCUGCGUGGUGCACUCGCCUCUCUACAUCAGCCAACCCCUCACCGACACCAGGAUGUCCUGGCCGGACGAGGCGGAGGACGUCAAACCGCCCCGCGGCCUGUUGGGGCUGCCGGAGCUCAGCUGGCCGGGGGUCUACCUCCCUUGCUACGACAGACUAGCUAUGGAGGAGAACCCCUGGAUGCUGAGGAUGACAGAGGCCCCGGCUCCUGUCGCUCCUCCCUCCAGGACACUAGAGCCCAGCCCGGCCAAGCCCAGCCUGCCCCAGGAGCCCCCCUCGGAGAUGGAGGGUCAGGUGGAGGAGCGCUGUCUGGAGCAGGUCCAGACCAUGGUGGUAGGGGAAGUGCUGAAGGAUGUCGACACGGCGUGCAAACUGCUAAACAUCGCCCCAGACCCGCUGGACUGGAGCUACGUGCACGUCCAGAAGUGGCUCCUCUGGACCGAGCACCUGUACCGGCUGCCGCAGGUCAGCACCAUGUUUCAGGAGGUGAGCGGGAGAGAUCUGUGCUCCAUGACGGAAGCAGACUUCAGGCAACGCUCCUCGCAGUUUGGAGACAUGCUGUAUGCUCACCUGGACAUCUGGAGGUCUGCUGAAGCGAUGAAGGAGUAUUGCCCACCGGAAGACAGCAAAUCUGCAGCGGAUGAUCCCUGGUCAGAUGUGAUGCGCACCUACCCCAGCCAGCCCAUACACCUGUGGCAGUUCCUCCGAGAGCUGCUCCUCAAGCCUCACAACUACAGCCGCUGCAUCCGCUGGCUUAACAAAGAGAAAGGGAUUUUCAAAAUAGAAGACUCGGCUCUCGUAGCCAGGCUAUGGGGCAUCAGGAAGAACCGGCCGGCCAUGAACUAUGACAAACUGAGCCGCUCCAUACGCCAGUACUACAAGAAAGGCAUCAUUCGAAAGCCCGAUGUAUCGCGCCGACUGGUCUACCAGUUCGUCAACCCCGUAUGAUGAAGAGGAUCGGCUGAUCUCAAGACAACGUGCUGAGGGGGAACCAAAGAUAUGCUGGACAUACAAUCGGAGUGACAUGAAUCCUGAAGCUUGUUAUUAUUAUACUAAAUGUUUCAUUUCAAUUGUAAAGACUGCCUAUGCUGAACUUUGCACUCCUGCCUAUCAUCACUCUACUUUAUUAUUCUCAAUCAUUAUUUUCAUUUUAUUUCAUCUUUAUCACUCGUGUUUGAAUUUUUUUUUUUUUUUGGGGGGUGUGAGGUUUGAUUUCUCAAAAAGGAUAUUUUCUUAUUAUUAUCGAAAACAUUUGAAAGAAAUGUGUGCUUAUUUGCUUUAUUGUGGAGAUUUAGAUGAGAGGCUCGAUAUCGUUCUCAUAUGUCUUAUACUUGUGCAGCUGUUUUCCAGACUGGUCUGGAAACAGCUGACCUUCUCAUCCAACUCUUGGCGAGAAAGCAAACUAGCAUCAUUUCCCAAAAUGUCACUAUGUCUUUAAAUUCAACUUUUUUACAAUGACACUUAUUGAUAUUAAGUUGUCAGAGUAUUUGGAAAUUGCAGAGCAAUGCAAAUGUAAGUGGAUAUCUUAUAAAAGUAGCCUUGAUGGAUAAUACUUUUUACAUUUAUAUCUUUGGAAUUUAUG
Cyclopterus lumpus (lumpfish) is the source of this 1969-nucleotide messenger RNA. Its product is annotated as SAM pointed domain-containing Ets transcription factor-like. The record is from RefSeq and is a predicted model, not a curated record. Gene Ontology annotation, cellular component: nucleus. The transcript is spliced from 7 exons. NCBI's taxonomy places the organism in Eukaryota, Metazoa, Chordata, Actinopteri, Perciformes, Cyclopteridae. The coding region runs from base 355 to 1335 and encodes 326 amino acids. Gene Ontology annotation, biological process: cell differentiation; regulation of transcription by RNA polymerase II. Gene Ontology annotation, molecular function: DNA-binding transcription factor activity, RNA polymerase II-specific; sequence-specific DNA binding.